UACUUACGAAUUGGGAUUUGUGUUAAACUAUGGGGUUUCAAAUGCAGUUGUCUCAAAAAUUGGUAGCGCCGAAUAGCUGCACAAUUCUUCCCAAACCCUCAAACGCAAUCAGAGCACCAUCUAUGGCGACCGAAAGCAGCAAAACUCGUCCAGAACCAAAAAAGACCAAGCAGACCCCUCAAAGUCAAAGCCCCCUUCCGACGGAAGAUUCUCACCUACUGCCGAACCUCCCGUUCGAAAUCAUCGUGGAAAUUCUGUCGAGACUUUCCGUGAAGUCUCUGCUGCGAUUCAGGUGCGUUUCCAAAUCAUGGCGUUCUUUGAUAUCUCAAACCGAAUUCGCAAAGACCCAUCUCAGAUUAGCAUCUGUGAACACUGAUUAUACCCACCAUAGACUCAUUCUACAAGGUCCGUGCUCCUAUGUUGAUUUCAAGUCAUGCUCCCUCUACUCUGUUUUGAAUGAGAAAUCUGAUACUGCUGUUGAGCUUGAUUGCCCUUUGAAAAGAACAUAUUCUCCAGUAAUGGUUGUGGGUAGUUGUAAUGGUUUAGUGUGCAUCGCAGCUGAUUUGGAAGUAAUUAUAUCGAACCCGUCUGCUAGGAAAUCAAAGAGAUUGCCGAAUGCUGAAACGAAGUCCUAUAACUUCCUGAGGUAUGGUUUUGGUUAUGAUGAGUCUGUUGAUGAUUACAAGGUGGCUAGAUUUUUUUGGGAUAUUCAUCGUGAGGUUGAAGUGAUGGUGUAUUCAUUAAGGACUGAUUCGUGGAGGCAGAUUAGAGGCUUUCCUCAAUUUUUUCCUUUGGAUCAUUUCGGGACAUAUUUGAACGGGGCCCUCCAUUGGACUCGGUUUACAAAGCCCAAUGUUAUCAUUUGUCUUGAUUUGGCGAAUGAGACUUUUGGAGAGGUUUUGGAGCCUGAUUAUCGAGAUGGUUAUAGCUCUAGGAGCUUGUUGAAUGCUUUAAAUGGAUGCCUCUGUAUACUAUGCUCCUAUGAUUAUUACUCUGAUAUAUGGGUGAUGAAGGAAUACGGUAUUAGAGAGUCUUGGACCAAGUUGGUUGUGAUACCUUAUGUGACACAUCCAUCGAGUGGUACUCCUUCCUCCAAACCAUUCUACAUUUUGAAGAAUGGUGAAGUUUUACUGAAUGUUUAUUAUACGCAUUUAGUUCGGUAUAAUCCCAAAGAUGGCACAUCUAUUUAUCAUGUGAUUCAUAAUUGUUCAGAGAGUUUUGUUGUCUAUCACUACAUUGAGAACCUAGUCUCGCCUUACAUUGAUGCUGACAAUGGGGUUCAGCGGCAACACCACUACUGAAGGGAAUAAAGGAUGAGAACGUGUAAAUCCCAGAAUCAAAUUGCUUAUAUUGUAGUCUUUGUGGCGUGAAUACUUGUACUGUCUUUAUGUUACAACUUUGGCUUGUAAUCAGAUAUUUGUUUUGAAAUAGUAAUGUCAUAUGGCCCUAAUCUAAGUGCUU
Molecule: messenger RNA, 1461 nt
Organism: Rhododendron vialii
Lineage: Eukaryota; Viridiplantae; Streptophyta; Magnoliopsida; Ericales; Ericaceae
Product: F-box/kelch-repeat protein At3g23880-like
Exons: 2
Coding region: 30-1301 (423 amino acids)
Molecular function (GO): protein binding
Source: RefSeq, a predicted model, not a curated record